AUGGUGGCGUGUUGGCAACGGCAUUUCAAGCGUGAUGCUGCCCGGGCCCUGAUUGCCGAGCACUCGGGCUGGAGUUGCGAUCCUUUCUUUGCUAUGGACGUCGCUGUCCUCCGCCACUUGUGGAGGGUCCUGACUCGGGCUCCGUUAUGGUUGGACACCGUGCCCAUCGCGCAGGCUUUCCCCGACUGGACGCUGGUGCUUCCUCGUCUCGGGCCGCUGCUGGAGCGACUUGGCUGGACCCUCAACCGUGAUGGCCCUCGCCUUUGCUGGUCGGACGAUGAUGGAGCUCAGCGUGCUUUUAAGGUGGGCUUUGACGGCUUUAAGCAGGUGGAGGCCCUUUUGCGACAGCACCACCGAGAUCUUCGGGUCUACGAGGCUGGCCGUGUUUGCCGGAGUUUUCAUCGUGAUGGCGAUGGCCUGGCGACUGGGUUAGACCUUCCUCCUCCUGCGGCCAACCGCCACUUCUUCUUUGAAGGCCACCGGCAGUUGUUCGGGGCGGGGUCUCGGUUUGUUCGGUACGCUGCUUCCGCUUCUGCUGGGCAAGUGUGGUUUCUUAACAAGGGAGCGAACUACGCCGCGGAACAUCCUCGACGUCGGUGUAUGUGUGGCGGCAAGGAUCCUUCCCGACCUCACCUUGUUUGGAUUUGUGAACAUACUGCGGAGGGCCGCCAAAAUUUGGCCCUUCCUACUGACAGGACUCAGGAGCGCCUUUUCGCCAGAGGUGCUGACAGCUGGCCUCGUGCGCCGGUUGCCCUUGACUUCGAGGACCUGGUUCGGGAGUUCUUCGACACUUUGGAGGGCCUGCAGGACUCUCCGGUGAUCUACCUGGCGACGGACGGCUCCUCCAGACAGGUCGUUGGGGCCUACUCUGUGGUCUCCUUCCCGAGGGAGGCCGCCGUUGCUACUGGGAAUGACGACGAAGACCAAGAGUCCUUCAAGCAGGAGUUGCUCGCAUUACGGCUGGCUGCCAUGGGCGCUCAGCAUCUGGUGUGCACUCUUGGAUGGCGUGGCUUGGUCGUCCUGGUGUGCGACUGCCAGGCGGCUCUGGGCGUGGUGGGCGCUCACACCGAGGACUCCUUUUGCGAGCUGCCUCUUCUUGCUAAGGAGGUUCGUAGCCGCCUUGCUUCGGUCGACAACGUGGGCCACCACCUUCGACGUGUUUGGGUUCCAGCUCACGGGCGACGGCCUCACUGGGAGGCUCCGAGUGGCCUCUCUACCGAUCUGCUCCGGUCGCUCAACGAUCGCGCGGACGAGACGGCUAGAGCAUGCAUGUCUCGACGGCUUCGGGGCUCUGCUCGCCAGGCUUGGUGGCGGACUCUGGAAAGCAACUCUGAGUGGGAGCAGGUCGCCAUUUUGGCGGCUGCCGCGGCUGCGCACAAGCUCCAGCUCCACUUCGAAGCCGCGGACUCUUUGGUCGGCGAGGCGGCUGCUGGGGUGAACGUGGUCUGA
This is a messenger RNA of Symbiodinium sp. CCMP2592, 1449 nucleotides long. Lineage: Eukaryota; Dinophyceae; Suessiales; Symbiodiniaceae. The record is from the annotation of a GenBank genome assembly.